This is a messenger RNA of Encephalitozoon romaleae SJ-2008, 501 nucleotides long. RefSeq names its product putative integral membrane protein. Lineage: Eukaryota; Fungi; Microsporidia; Unikaryonidae. The coding region runs from base 1 to 501 and encodes 166 amino acids. The record is from RefSeq and is a predicted model, not a curated record. The transcript has a single exon.
AUGGUUGACUUCUUUCUCCUUAAUGAAAGGGCCUUCACUGGAAACUGCAUGCACGUGGUUUUGAUUGGUGGCUACAAAGAUAAAAUUUUUAGUCCCCAACCAGGGAUGGCUGAUGUCGAUAGGGAUAACAUAGCGAAGGGGGUUGAAAAGCCUCCACUGCGGGGGGCGGAUAAUGCUGUGCUAACAAACAUUGUGUCCCAAGGGCUCAUUACAUUUUGUAUCCUAAUAGUAUAUAUCAUUUUCAGGAAAAGAGCAAAGUGGCUCUACUCGCCAAACGUUAAGGAUAGGCCUUCCCAUCCCUGCUACAACUACGCAGGGUUUCUGAGCUGGAUUAUUCCAGUUGUGACGGUAAGUGACACGGUCCUUCUAUCGAUCAUAGGCCUGGAUGCAUUCAUGAUGUUGCAAACAUUGAAGAUGCUUUACAGAAUUCUCUUCAUCUUAUCAUUCUUUGUUAUUCCAUCGCUAGGAUACUUGUUUUGGACAAACCAACGGGAAAAUUAG